AUGAAUUUUACCAGGAUAUUUAGUUUUGCAUUCAUUUUUGUUAUGGCGUUUAAUAUCGCUUUUAGCGCACCAAGCCCAAGAUGGAAUCCAUUUAAGAAACUGGAACGACUCGGACAAAACAUUCGCGAUGGAAUCAUUAAAGCAGGUCCCGCCGUCAGUGUCGUCGGUCAAACAGCGUCAAUUAUUAAGACAGGAAAAUGA
This is a messenger RNA of Parnassius mnemosyne (clouded apollo), 201 nucleotides long. The record is from the annotation of a GenBank genome assembly. NCBI's taxonomy places the organism in Eukaryota, Metazoa, Arthropoda, Insecta, Lepidoptera, Papilionidae.